AUGGUUAUAGCAUUGGGAAACACCGAUGACUUACUUGGUUCAGGAAUGAUGGAGAAUUUAUCUACGAGAUACCACGACAACGUGAAUAAUGAACCACAAAGCCCCCUUAAUGACCUACAAUUACCUCACAAUGAAUCAACUUUAAAGUUAUACGAUGAGAAUCAUUAUACUUCAAUUUUUAAAUAUCCAUAUUUCUCAUUUCGCAGCCAUCAUCAAAGAUUGGAAUUAGAAAAUAAUAUGAAACCUUCAGUUAGUGAGCACACAUUAACAAUGAAAUACUUGGGGAAUGCCCCCAUCGAUAACAAUGAUUUAAUUUGGGACUUGGAUAACCAACCGUUUGAUCUAGAACUUACCCCAACCACCUUGAGAAAAAGAACUAUAAGAAAAUUAAGAGGGUUACAUAGAAGUCACAAAAGUAGAUCAAAGGUACCAAAAGAUGACGUUGAGGUUGCAUAUACAAAUUUCAUACAAUCUGAUCUUAACUUGGCUUAUGGUACCAGAAAAUAUGAGAAAUUAGACGGAGAAUUAGAAAGGAAAUUAAGUGCAAACAAUACGAAUAUUUAA
Messenger RNA from [Candida] anglica, 564 nucleotides. Lineage: Eukaryota; Fungi; Ascomycota; Pichiomycetes; Serinales; Debaryomycetaceae. The record is from the annotation of a GenBank genome assembly.